Molecule: messenger RNA, 3894 nt
Organism: Fusarium keratoplasticum
Lineage: Eukaryota; Fungi; Ascomycota; Sordariomycetes; Hypocreales; Nectriaceae
Product: Leptomycin B resistance protein pmd1
Exons: 3
Coding region: 1-3894 (1297 amino acids)
Biological process (GO): transmembrane transport
Cellular component (GO): membrane
Molecular function (GO): ATP hydrolysis activity; ATP binding; ABC-type transporter activity
Source: RefSeq, a predicted model, not a curated record
AUGUCUAACCACGACGAUCAGGGCGACGACAAUGAUCACGGGGAUCGGCCAAAGCCAUCUGGCUUUGCCAGCUAUGUUCGAAUCUUCAGCUAUGUCGACCGCAGCAGCUGGGCCCUGUACUCGACAGCCUUCAUCGCCGCCAUUGGGGCUGGCGCGGCACUCCCGCUGAUGAACCUCGUCUUCGGCAGGUUCGUCACGACUUUCAACGGCUUCGCCAGUGGCGGCGUGAGCCCCGACGAUUACAUGGCCGAGGUAUCGAGGCACGCCCUCUACUUCAUCUACCUGUUCAUCGCCAGGUUCCUUCUCAUCUAUACCCACACCGUGCUGGUGUCCAUUGGAGCCAUCCGAGCCACCAAAGCACUGCGCAUGGACUUCCUGCAGAGUCUCCUGCGCCAGGACAUGACCUUCUUCGACUCGGUAGAGGCUGGCUCUCCGUCGGUCAAGGUCACCACCAACGGCAACCUCGUCACCAACGGCAUUUCUGAGCGUCUCACCGUCUUAGUCCAAAGCUGCUCGACGUUUGUGGCAGCCUUCGUCGUCGCCUUCAUCGUCCAGUGGAAGCUUACGCUCAUCACCCUGGGCAUCGUCCCGACCAUCGUCAUCGUCACUGGCAUCUGCAUGACCAUCGAGGUGAAGAGCGAGAACAAGUUGAUGGACAUCUUCUCCCGCGCCAGCCUGGUCGCCGAGGGGGUCUUCUCCAGCAUCACGACCGUCCACGCUUUUUGGCUGCAGCCGACCAUGGCGAGGCGGUACGAAGAGUUCCUCGCCGACCUAGAGCGCGUAGGGAAGAAGAAGUCGCCCAACUACGGCGUGCUCUUUGCGACCCAGUUCUUCUCCGUCUACUCGGGUUAUGGCCUCGCCUUCUGGCAGGGCAUCAGGAUGUUCGCCCGCGGCGAGAUUGACGAGCCGGGUGCCGUUGUCACGUAUGCAUACAUCCCUUUGCCCCCCCCCAUCAUUCCGCGACGCACGCUGAUCCCCCUUCAUCCUCACAGUGUCAUCAUGGCCGUCGUUCUCGCUGCGACAUCCCUGACCCAGAUCGCGCCCCAAAUCAUCACCAUUACAAAGGCCGCCACUGCUGCUGACGAGCUGUUCCGCAUCAUCGAUAAAACCUCCGCCAUCGAUCCACUGUCGUCCGCUGAGCCUGUCCCGGAGAAGUGUGUUGGCGAGCUUGAACUGAAAGCCCUCGAGUUUGCCUACCCCUCUCGCCCCGAUGUCAAAGUUCUCAGUGGCCUGGACCUGAAGAUCCCCGCUGGCAAGACUACGGCACUCGUCGGCGCCAGUGGCUCAGGGAAGAGCACAAUCGUCGGUCUUCUCGAGCGCUGGUACGACCCGGCAGCCGGUCUGAUCCAGUUCGACGGACGAGACAUUCAGAACAUCAACCUGGCCUGGCUGCGGACACAGGUCCGUCUCGUACAGCAGGAACCCGUCCUGUUCAGCGGCACAAUCAUCGACAACGUUGCCUUCGGCCUGGAGGGGACUGCACACGCAAAUGCCUCCCAUGAGGAGAAGCUUGCUCUCCUAAAGGCGGCCUGUCAAGAUGCUAAUGCUCACGACUUCAUCGAGAGGCUUCCUCAACAGUACGCGACCUGGAUCGGCGAACGUGCUCGCACGCUAUCCGGAGGCCAGAAGCAACGCAUCGCCAUCGCCCGAAGCAUCAUUUCUCGCCCGUCGAUCCUGCUGCUCGACGAAGCAACCAGUGCGCUUGAUUCGAAAGCUGAGAAGGCCGUCCAGGACGCGCUGGACAGGAUCUCUGUCGGCAGGACAACCGUCAUCAUCGCGCACAAACUAUCCACGGUGCAGAAAGCGCACAACAUCGCCGUGAUGUCUGCGGGACGGGUCGUCGAGCAGGGAACGCACCAGGACCUCAUCGCCGCUGAUGGCGCCUAUGCGAGCCUCGUCAGGGCGCAAGAUCUGAAAAAGGCAAAAGGCAAGUCGACUGAACGGCCGGAGCCCGAGGGUGAGUGGAUUGAAGAGAAAGAAGGAGCAGAGCCGCCCGCACCACUGUCGCCGCAUCGAUCCAGAAGCAUCGUCGCCGAGUCGGUGGAGGGUAGCGCUCGAGCCCUCGGAAAGGAGACUAUGGGAUACGGCAUCGUCCGCUGCGUAUGGCUGCUCAUACUGGAUCAGCCCGAACUAUGGAGGUUCUACGGGAUAAUCGCCUUCCUUUGUGUCCUCGGAGGCGGAACUUAUCCGGCACAAGCCGUCAUUUUCGCCCAGACGCUCCAAAUCUUCCAGUUGAGCGGCGACGAAGCCAUCCACCUCGGAGACUUCUGGGCGCUCAUGUUCUUCGUCGUUGCCGUCGCCAACUUUGUCGUCUACUUCAUCUUGGGAUGGCUGGCCAACAUCAUCAUCCAGAAGGUCAGUCGAAAAUACCGCCGCGAGCUCUUCAGAAACACCAUGAAGCAGGAUGUUGCCUUCUUCGACCUCCAACAAAACGCUACUGGCGCAAUCUGUGCCCGGCUGCUGACCAACGCCUCAAACCUGAACGACCUCCUUGGCAUCAACUCGGGCCUGAUCCUGAUCAGCUUGGUCACGGUCGUCUCCGUCUCCGUCCUGGGCAUCGUCUACGGCUGGAAGCUCGGCCUCGUCUGCGUCUUUGGUGCCCUCCCCCCGAUUGUGAUGAGCGGCUUUCUACGGAUCCGCCUUGAGGUCAAGCUGGAGGAAGAUACCUCGGAGCGCUUCGCCAGCAGCGCCGCGCUCGCGACGGAAGCCGUCUCUGCCAUCCGCACCGUGGCGUCGCUUACACUAGAGAACAAGAUGCUCGCGCUGUACCGGGAGAGGCUGGAUGUCGUGGCGAAGAAAUCUGCAAAAGCGCUGACGCUCACCAUGCUCUGGUACGCCUUCUCGCAGUCCGUCAACUUCCUCUCCAUGGCUCUCGGCUUCUGGUACGGCGGGUUGCUUGUGUCUACCGGCGAGUACACAAACGUGCAGUUUUUCGUGGUCUUCAUCGCCGUCGUGCUCGGUGGAGAGAACGCGGCCACACUCUUCCAAUACACGAUGAGCAUGACCGGGGCGACGGCCUCGGCCAACUACAUCUUUUGGCUUCGUCGGAGGGUCCCGAGCGUCGAUAACUCGUUCACGGACGACGAGAAUGACACCCAGGGCGAUGCGCCGCAAGACUCCCCCGGAAACGAUGCCAUCGGCGUCCAUUGCCAAGCCCUCGAGUUUGCCUACCCUUCUCGCCCGCAGUCGAAGGUGAUUUCGGGCGUCGACAUCAACAUUCAACCGGCCAGAUUCGUCGCCUUUGUCGGCCCGUCAGGCUGCGGAAAGUCCACCAUGGUCAGCCUCCUCUCUCGCUUCAUAGACCCGACAUCUGGCUCUAUCGCGAUGGAUGGCCGCUCGAUCCACGAGCUGGAACCGCAAGCUCAUCGACGGCGCCUCGCACUGGUCCAGCAAGAACCGGUGCUGUACCAAGGCAGUGUCCGGGAGAACAUCGCCAUGGGCCUGGCAGAGUCCAAGGACGUCACGGAAGCCCAGAUAGAGAAAGCCUGCAGGGACGCCAAUAUCCUCGACUUCGUCUCCUCGCUGCCCGAGGGGCUGGGGACCGAUGUCGGCACCCGCGGGGCCAGGCUCUCCGGCGGCCAGCGGCAGCGCGUGGCCAUCGCCCGGGCGCUGAUCCGGAACCCGAAGGUCCUGCUCCUUGACGAAGCGACAAGCGCGCUGGACACGGAGAGCGAGAGGUUGGUGCAGGCGGCGCUCUACGAGGCUGCCAGGGACGGGAAGAGGACGACCAUCGCGGUUGCGCAUCGGCUGAGCACUGUCAGGGACGCGGACUGCAUCUUCGUCUUCCAGAGCGGGGAGAUCACCGAGAUGGGGAGCCAUGUUGAGCUGAUGGAGAAGAAGGGGGUUUAUUUCGAGAUGUGUAAGGGACAGGUGCUGGACAGAGCUCUCGCCUGA